AUGCGAGGGCUUAGGGUGUUGUCCAUAGUGAAGGCUCUCGGAGGCGCGGUGAGAGGGAGGAAAGGCGGCUUGCAGAGGUGGUCGAUGCCAAGGUUAGAUGGCGAGGGCUUAGAUGAGGUGAUGAAGAGAUAUGUAGUGAGAUUGACUGGGAUGGAGAGGUUGAUGGCGAAAUUUGGGGAAAAGGAGAUGAAGUUUUAUUUGGCGAGAUUUGUGGAUAGGAUGAGGUUGUUGGGGAAGAUAAGUUUUGAGUUGCCUCUCUCAAUCGGUUCAAUCACAGCUGCGUUGUUGAUGGAGGAAGAACUAGAGGCAUUACGGUUGAACAUUGGCCUGCCAGGGACGGUGACAGUAGGAGCAUUUCUUGUUAGAAACUCCUUUGACAGCGAAAGAAGGACCAGAGCCACACCCUUUGCCGGAGAAAGAGUGAUUAGCUACGUUCAUAAAGGUGUUGGGCUCAGUAGGCGAAGACGAAGCGAGUUGUCUUUUUUAUGGGUCAUGGUGAAAGUGAUGGAAGAGUCAGUGGUCGAUGAGGGACUGGGCAUUAGAGUGGAGGUGGCUGGAGAGAGGGAGUGA
Sphenostylis stenocarpa is the source of this 570-nucleotide messenger RNA. NCBI's taxonomy places the organism in Eukaryota, Viridiplantae, Streptophyta, Magnoliopsida, Fabales, Fabaceae. The record is from the annotation of a GenBank genome assembly.